Messenger RNA from Oldenlandia corymbosa var. corymbosa, 1026 nucleotides. NCBI's taxonomy places the organism in Eukaryota, Viridiplantae, Streptophyta, Magnoliopsida, Gentianales, Rubiaceae. The record is from the annotation of a GenBank genome assembly.
AUGGCUGCCGAAAGAAGGGAAGUGAACAUUAUGUCGGUGGAGCUUGCAAUUCAGAGGGAAUUAGCAUACAGGAAAAGGGUUGCUGGCUUCUUGUCCAAGGAGGAAAAGGCAAACCUUUUACCAUUGAAGCGUGCUGUAUUAAGACAAGACCUCAAAUGUGAUAAAGCAUCAGAGCUGGAAAAGGAUGGCUGGAAGCUUGUAAAGAUUGAUGAGGGAGAAAGGAUUCAACGUCCGGCAUUGGAAGGUCCAAAGCUCAAAAUGCAAGCUGAAAAUGGAAGAUCGCUCGCUUACCUUUUAUCAAGUAGUACCAUCUUCAAGUGCAAAUACAAAUCCAGUUCCAGACUAACACAUUUCUUUGUAAGAAAGGGUGCAAUGUCACUACCAAAGCCAGGCUGCAGUAAGCCGCCUUCAUUCUCAAACAGAACCAUUCCCUCAGCAAAUGCAAUGCCGAUUUCAGUCCCUAUUCUGAAAACAUCCAAAGCAGUGUCAACUGAGAACCAGAAAACAUCACAACCUGGAAUCAGAGUGCAUUCUCCAAGGAAAGAAUAUAUCAGCAGCCUAAACUGCCUCCAAAAACCAACUCCCUACCCAGAUGCUGUUCGUGAUGGAUCGCUUUACUUAUUCUGUAACCUUUGCAAAGUGGAAUGCUCGGGUCCGUUCAGUUACAAACAACAUUUGAAAGGCCAAAAGCACAGGUCUAACCUGCGAUUCCAGCCACUAUGCAUUCGUGAAAACUCAGCUAACACUGCGGCUGCAAGGAAGAUGAGAAACUGUGAGCUGUGUGAAAUCUGGUGCUCGGAUGAAGAUCAUUUACAGGUACAUUUCAAAGGUCGAAAACACCAGGAGAAUUUGCUGGGUGAUCAGAAACAGAAUUCAGCACAAGAGCAGCAGCAGCUUUGGUGUGGUUUAUGUGAAGUUCCUUGUAUUGAUCAACAGUCAUAUGAGUUACACUUGAGGGGAAAAACUCAUGCAUUUCACCUUUGGGCUUUAGAAACCUCAUCAGGGAAAGAAAAGACCAAUGCCUAA